Molecule: messenger RNA, 3136 nt
Organism: Anopheles stephensi (Asian malaria mosquito)
Lineage: Eukaryota; Metazoa; Arthropoda; Insecta; Diptera; Culicidae
Gene: Galphai
Product: G protein alpha i subunit
Exons: 6
Coding region: 1138-2199 (353 amino acids)
Biological process (GO): adenylate cyclase-modulating G protein-coupled receptor signaling pathway
Cellular component (GO): heterotrimeric G-protein complex
Molecular function (GO): G-protein beta/gamma-subunit complex binding; G protein-coupled receptor binding; GTPase activity
Source: RefSeq, a predicted model, not a curated record
CGUAUUUCCACUUUAACCGAAGUGCGUGCUGCGUGUGUUUUUCGAGAGCCGCGUCAAUAAUUCCCCAUCGGCACAAGAAAUAGAGGUUUUCCCCUUGUGUCUAGUGCUAGUGCAAGUAUAUUUUGUAAAACGAAAGCAAGCAACAAAACAUAGAAACACACCCGGAUCGUGCGUGUAUGCGGCGCCGGAAGCGAUUCUCACACAUUCACCAAGGCGAUCCAAACCAAGGAACGCCCAACGGCGGACGGUCGGACCAGCGUUAUCUGCAUUCCAGAAGAAGAGUGCGUGUGCAACAAGUGGCCGGAAAAAGGUUACACACGUCUAGUUUGUCCGCAAAAAUUGCUAACUGCGCCCGUUUGAAUUGUGGGUCCGAGCGUUCGUCCGGGGGUAAUUUACUUCCGUAGUACAUUUCGGCGUUUUUUUUUUUUUUGGGAACCAAGCAGGCCGUGUGGAAAACGGGGAAAGAAAGUGUUGAGGUUUUUUUUUUUUUUGGAAGUCAUCUUUUCCAUCUCGGCCAAAGUGCGCGAAGCAGCAGUAGGAUAGGAGUCGUCUGACCGCGGGAGAGUGAAACGUGAAAAAGUGAAAUCAUCAUAUCUUGUGCGGGUGGUACGAGCUUUGUUUUUUCUUCUUCGCCGUCGUCGUUUUGGGGGGUUUUGUUUGACGCCAAAGAAGUACGUGGUGCGACGCAGUGCGGAAGGAAAAGACGUGGUGCGGUGGGAGCUGUGUAUAAUGUACAGCAACAGCACGGUAGAAGUCGCGGCAGCUUGGGUUGGCGGCUUGUGAUGAGCUGAUUUUCGAGAGCGAAUUCCGACGCUGGCGUGAAUAAAGAAGAAAGAAAAAAAAUCAACCAAAGAGCGGAUGAAAAGUGGCUCCCUCCAGAAGUGAAGUGAAGUGAACGAAAAAAAAAACGCCCAAGUGCAGUGGAAAAAAGCCGCCUAUUGUGAAAAACGAAAGAGCAGAGAAGCAUCCGCACACGCAAAAGGGAAAAAAGUCGAGCAAGAUUGCAAAGCGUGCCUGUGUACGAGAGGUGCGUGAGUGUGUGAGUGUGUGUGUGCGUGCGUGCAGCUGCAGUGGUAGUGGUGGUGGUUGGCAGUGGAGUGGCGUCGCGGUUUCUUCGUGUGUUGAAAUCAAAUCAAAAUGGGUUGUGCAGUGAGUAGAGAUAAGGAAGCCAUCGAGCGGUCGAAAAAUAUUGACCGUGCCCUACGUGCCGACGGUGAACGGGCGGCCAGUGAGGUGAAGCUGCUGCUUUUAGGAGCGGGCGAAUCGGGCAAAUCCACCAUCGUAAAACAGAUGAAAAUCAUACACGAAACUGGCUACUCACAGGAAGAAUGCGAACAGUACCGGCCGGUCGUGUACAGCAACACCAUACAGAGCCUGAUGGCGAUCAUCCGGGCGAUGGGCCAGCUGCGGAUCGAUUUUGCCGACCCGAGCAAAACGGACAUUGCCCGCCAGUUCUUCACGUACGCGUCCGCCACCGAGGAGGGUGAGCUGACGCCCGAGCUGGUGAUGCUGAUGAAGAAGCUGUGGACCGAUCCGGGCGUGCAGCAGUGCUUUUCGCGCUCGCGCGAGUACCAGCUAAACGAUUCCGCCGCGUACUAUCUGAACUCGCUCGAUCGGAUCUCGCAGCCGAACUACAUCCCGACGCAGCAGGAUGUGUUGCGGACGCGCGUCAAAACGACCGGCAUCGUGGAGACACACUUUAGCUUUAAGUCUAUACAUUUCAAAAUGUUCGAUGUCGGUGGUCAGCGGUCGGAGCGAAAGAAGUGGAUACACUGCUUCGAGGGUGUUACGGCCAUUAUAUUCUGUGUGGCACUGUCGGGGUACGAUCUGGUGCUUGCCGAGGACGAGGAAAUGAACCGCAUGAUCGAAUCGAUGAAGCUGUUCGAUUCGAUAUGCAACUCGAAGUGGUUCGUCGAAACGUCCAUCAUACUGUUCCUCAACAAGAAGGAUCUGUUCGAGGAGAAGAUCGUUCGAUCGCCGCUGACAAUCUGCUUUCCAGAGUAUACCGGUUCCAACACGUACGAGGAAGCGUCCAGCUACAUCCGGAUGAAGUUCGAAAACCUCAACAGACGAAAAGAUCAGAAGGAAAUCUACACCCACCUAACGUGCGCCACCGACACCAGCAACAUACAGUUCGUGUUCGAUGCCGUCUCGGAUGUGAUCAUCAAGAAUAAUCUUAAGGACUGUGGGUUGUUCUAAGAAGGUUCCAACACACCCGAGCGCGCACGGCAGCUACACCGCGAACGGAUGAAAUCGACGAACCCAAACCAGGACUUUUGGUGUGCGUUUUUACCUACUUAUCGUUUAGUGUGCGUGCUAUUAGUACGUUUAGUUUAGCCACCUGUCGCACCCGCCGGGUGUAACAGUGUUGUGCUAUAAUUGAUUCUUCUCCUCCAUUGACACAAUUUUGCGCUCCUGGUGCUGUGGAGAAAGGAAUAGCAAAACAAUUGACAACGUGUUCCAACGCAACGAUUGGUUCCAUCUGUCUGGUGGUUGAUUAAAUACAAGAGAGGCAAUGCUCUCCUCAGCAACGACGUAAUUUAAAACACUUUCAUCAUGCCAGCCAUCGGAAGCCGGGGCAAAUUUUGUUUUUCGACCUAUCGUUUCCUUCCCUUACUCAUCCCUAUUUUUCCCGAACCCUAAUGUAUUUAUGUGUUUAAGCUAGAAUGUGUUGCGCAGGUUGAUUUUUUUUUAUUCUGGAAAGAAUCAAUUGUAAGCCUGCCUUUUCCACAUCCAUUUUGUGUUUUUAGCUUUCUGCCCCAUCAAGGAAUAGGUUUAGUGUAGACAAAAAUUAGAUUUUAAAACGAAAAGGGCGGGAACGAGAGUUUGGAGGUGUAUCGUAUUGCUGGGCUUUUCUUGGUGUGUGUAUGUGCGCGCUUAACGUACGCUAGGCUUGGCGGCAAAAGGAGUGCAAAUCUGUGCUUUUCUAUUAGAAAACAGUAAGCAGAGAAGAACGGUGACAAUCUUAGCACUCACUCACACUAACCCUAGGCAACGAUUUAUCCGACAAUCCACACACAACAACAGUGGACGCUUCGUGUGGAUAAAAUGAAUAAAGAAGACGCCUGUACACUACGUUUAGUGUAGGGAAUUAAGCACAGCACAGCGCAUUAGAGCAGCUGAGCCCAAAAUCGAA